Molecule: messenger RNA, 838 nt
Organism: Phlebotomus papatasi
Lineage: Eukaryota; Metazoa; Arthropoda; Insecta; Diptera; Psychodidae
Product: pre-mRNA-splicing factor ISY1 homolog
Exons: 3
Coding region: 43-816 (257 amino acids)
Biological process (GO): generation of catalytic spliceosome for second transesterification step; mRNA 3'-splice site recognition
Cellular component (GO): Prp19 complex; post-spliceosomal complex; catalytic step 2 spliceosome
Source: RefSeq, a predicted model, not a curated record
CUUUUCUUGUCUUUAUUUCAGGCGAGAAAUGCAGAGAAAGCUAUGACAACUUUGGCUCGCUGGAGGGCUGCCAAAGAGGCCGAAACCGGGGAAAAGGACAGAAGACCAUACUUAGCUUCAGAGUGCACAGAUCUAUCCAAGUGUGAGAAGUGGAGGCUUGAGAUAAUCCGAGAAAUUUCAAAGAAAGUCGCUCAGAUUCAGAACGCCGGAUUGGGUGAGUUCCGGAUACGUGAUCUCAAUGAUGAAAUAAACAAGCUCCUGCGUGAGAAGCGCCACUGGGAGAAUCAGAUAUCAGCCCUAGGGGGCCCCCAUUAUCGUCGCUAUGGCCCCAAAAUGUUCGAUUCCGAGGGCAGAGAAGUUCCCGGGAAUCGAGGCUACAAAUAUUUUGGGGCAGCAAAGGAUUUGCCCGGUGUCCGGGAACUUUUUGAGCAAGAACCACCUCCACCUCCUCGAAAGACCCGAGCAGAGCUCAUGAGAGACAUCGAUGCUGAUUAUUACGGCUACAGAGACGAUGACGAUGGGAUUUUGCUGCCACUAGAAGAGAAGGCAGAGAAGAUGGCAAUCCAGCAGGCAGUGGCUGAAUGGAAGGAGAAGCAGGCCAGAGGAGAUACAGCCACUGAAGAGGAAGAUGAAGAUGAUAUUUACACGGUUGAUGCAGAUGUUGAUGAAUCUUCGAAACAGGUAUCAAAUGAUGAUCCAAUGGGGCUCCUUGGACCAAGGUUUACAGCUCAUGUACCAGUACCUUCUCAAAAGGAAAUCGAAGCUGCUUUGCUGAGGAAAAAGAAGCAAGAAUUGUUAGAGAAAUACGGAAUUUAGAAAAUAUGAAUAAAUAUUUUUU